GUGAACGGGACUUUUAUUUUGGCGCGGUGAUGUGACGUCAUAAGCACGCGCCGCGCUCCUGCAUCUGUUGAGACUCGACUGAAGAAAGAAAAACUCCUGCUGAAGCGACUGAGAUCCACGUGACACUGUUAUAAAGAUGGCGAUUAUUAAAGAGGAGAGUGAAGACUUCAGGAUUGAAGCAGUAUUCAGAGUGAAACAUGAAGAUACUGAGGAUCAAACAAAGACCGUGUUUAUUAAAGAAGAGAGUAACGAUGUGAAGAUUGAGAAAACAUUCAGAGCCAAACAUGAAGAUACUGAGGAACAAACAGCAAUAAAAGUGGAGAAAGAAGUACUCAGUGAAAUUGAAGAGAAAGAUCAAUAUGAGAAUCUUCAUGAUUUCACAACUGGAAAAAAAUAUUUUAGACAUUUGCAUACUGAAAAGACUGCCACACAAAAAAAAGCUCAAAUAAGUUAUUUCACUUUCAAUCAUCAAGGAAACCUCAAAGUCCACACUGUAGAGAAGCCUUUCACCUGCCAACAGUGUGGACAAAGUUUUGCUAAACAUGGAAACCUUAUAGUUCAUAUGAGGAUCCACACUGGAGAGAACCCUUUCAUCUGCCAACAGUGUGGAAAAAGUUUUGCUCAACAUGGAAACCUUACAGUUCACAUGAGGAUCCACACUGGAGACAAGCCUUACACCUGCCAACAGUGUGGAAAAAGUUUUGCUCAACGUGGAAACCUGAAAGCCCACAUGAUAAUACACAAUGGAGAGAGUCCCUUCACCUGCCAGCAAUGUGGAAAAGGUUUCACUUUUAAAGGAAGCUUUAACGCCCACAUGAGAAUUCACACUGGGGAGAAGCCUUACACCUGCCAACAGUGUGGAAAGAGUUUCACUCGAAAAGGACACCUUAACUUGCACAUGACUGUUCACACCGGAGAAAAGCCUUACACUUGCCCUGAGUGUGGAAAGAGUUUUGCUCAGCAUGGAAGCCUUAAAGGCCACAUAAUAACUCACACUGGAGAGAGCCCUUUCACCUGCCAACAGUGUGGAAAAUGUUUCACUCGUAAAGAAAGUAUUGACAGGCACAUGAGAAUUCACACUGGAGAGAAGCCUUACACAUGCCAACAGUGUGGAAAGAGUUUUGCUCAACUUGGAAACCUUAAAGCCCACAUGAGAGUUCACACUUAACAGAGUCCUUUCACCUGCUAACAGUGUGGACAAAUUUUCAAUCAUAAAGGAAUCCUUAACAGGGACAUGAGAAUUCACAUUGGAGAAAAGUCUUACACCUGCCAACAAAGUGUAGAAGUUCCACUCCAAAAGGAAACUUUAACAGACACACCUUGUAAAGCCCACAUGAGAGUUCACACUGAUUAGAACCCUUACACCUGCCCUCAGUGUGGAAAGUGUUUCACUUAAAAACCAGUCUUUAAUAGGCACAUGACUAUUCCCACUGGAGAGAAGCCUUACAUCUGCCAACAGUGUGGAAAAGGUUUUACUCAACAUCAAACCUUGAAAGACCUCAUGAAAACUAGUAAGACUUCUCUCCAAUGAGAAUUAUUAAUUUGUUCUUUACUUAAGGGUUAAAAAGUUCAAAAUACCUGAGCAGCAGGCUUAGUUAAUCCCAAGUGGUGUUUAGCUGAAUAUGUAUUUCCUUUCAAUAACAAAAUAAACAGUAUUUGU
Messenger RNA from Onychostoma macrolepis, 1660 nucleotides. Its product is annotated as zinc finger protein 239-like. The record is from RefSeq and is a predicted model, not a curated record. The transcript is spliced from 3 exons. Gene Ontology annotation, molecular function: RNA polymerase II cis-regulatory region sequence-specific DNA binding; DNA-binding transcription factor activity, RNA polymerase II-specific. Gene Ontology annotation, biological process: regulation of transcription by RNA polymerase II. Lineage: Eukaryota; Metazoa; Chordata; Actinopteri; Cypriniformes; Cyprinidae. Gene Ontology annotation, cellular component: nucleus. Bases 137 to 1168 code for a protein of 343 amino acids.